Periophthalmus magnuspinnatus is the source of this 719-nucleotide messenger RNA. Its product is annotated as ubiquitin thioesterase OTUB2-like. Gene Ontology annotation, cellular component: nucleus. NCBI's taxonomy places the organism in Eukaryota, Metazoa, Chordata, Actinopteri, Gobiiformes, Gobiidae. Gene Ontology annotation, molecular function: ubiquitin binding; cysteine-type deubiquitinase activity. The record is from RefSeq and is a predicted model, not a curated record. Gene Ontology annotation, biological process: negative regulation of double-strand break repair; protein K48-linked deubiquitination.
AUGAAAUCGUGGCUGUGUGAGCCCCUGGCUGUGAUUAGAGGACGGUUUCCCAGCCUGGCCAAUCCUGAGGCCCACCUUCAGCUGCCUCCCACCCAUUUAAGAAGAUUUGGGACACCUGUUGGGGUCUGCUGGCCUAUGUGUGGCCAGUCUGCCAUUUCGUUAACUGAGAUCAUCGCAAGCACUAUUGAUUUGUCUUGUGCUGCUUUUGAUGAGCGACGCUAUAAGGACCACCUAUCAAAACUCAUUGAUGUUUUGGGGCUGUGCCAGUCUGAUGGAAGUGUAGAAAUCCUUUACAGACUGUUUAACCAUCCAUCCAUCUCUGACAGUGUGGUCCAAUAUCUCACCUCAUCAUCUCUGCAAAUACAUGCAGAUUUCUUUCAUAACUUUGUGGUGGCACCCAAUCUCCAAGCCUAUUGCCAUCAGGAAGUGGAAGUCAUGGCAAUAGAGUGUGACCAUGUGGACAUCCAGGCAUUGUCGCAGGCUUUGAACGUGGGCAUUCACAUCGUGUCAAUGGAGGGCGACAAACAAAAGCUAGUUCACAACAUCAUUCCAGAAGGUGCCGAGCCAUCUGUGCAUCUCCUUUAUCAAACGUCACAUUAUAAUAUCAUCUACCAACGAACUUGAGUUGGACCAAGCUUCCCAUGUGCCUUUGUUAAACUCAGGAAUACAGACUAUGCAAUAAAAAAAUGGUUACAAAUACAAUCAAGUUAUAAUAGUUU